GACUCCGGCUAUGAGCCUUGUUGAUCCUGCAUGGACCACUGGUAGCGAUUUUGGUUUACCACCUUCCAAGCGUGGUUUGAUCACGACUGGUGGGACAAUUGAACAAGCACGCACAUGGGCGAGCGAGCAAUGGGCGACAAGCCGCCUGGCCACAGCCGUGGGAGAAGCAGCGGAGUUGAUGCCUGAAAGAUGGACUCUGGAGGACGAAGGAGCCUUCGCAGGGCGAAAUGGGAUCCCAGAAGCGCCGGGACAGCACUCCACUCCAGCGGCCCUGACCCCGGAAAUCCACCACCCUGAGCGAUACAUUCUGAUGCGAAGCGAGCUGCUGGAGCGUUUGCUACGGCCCAACGAGGUGGCCGCCAAGAAGUUUGAGGCACAAGGCGCCAAAGCCGUGGCCCAGGCUCAAGUGCAAGGUUGCGGACAGACCAUCCACUCGGAGGAGAACAUGCUUGACGUCGACAUUUCGACCAUGAGCCCACAAGAGAAAGCCCAGUAUGUCGAUGCCCUCUUCCGUCAGUGGGACCCCACUCCGGACAGCUUGCGUAUGCUUACCAAUGAGCUGAAAAACAUGGGCUACCUGCAAGGCUAUGGAGCCUUCUCGACUCCGUCACCUUCGUUUCCGAGGCAAGCCUUCUACCGCAACGGGAGGUGGAAGGAGGAAGCUUACCACCAUCACCGUGCGCAGGCCGCCUCGUCGCAGGGUUGGAGCGCCACGUCCAGUCCGUCCGGUGCAAGAUGACGAGGCAGGCGAACCAGAGCGAGACCGCGAGGAACCGUGGGCUGAUAAAUUGAGGAGCGAGCUGAGUGGUGGGGCUCGUCGCGAGCUUCUUUGAAGUCCAACAACCCGUGGUGGAAACACCGUAACGGCCCGACCCAGGGUCUUGUUCUAUCUUAUUCUAUUCAAUUUACUGCUCUGGGUGGACUUGCUGGAC
Durusdinium trenchii is the source of this 932-nucleotide messenger RNA. The record is from the annotation of a GenBank genome assembly. Lineage: Eukaryota; Dinophyceae; Suessiales; Symbiodiniaceae.